Messenger RNA from Oncorhynchus masou masou (cherry salmon), 1818 nucleotides. RefSeq names its product coiled-coil domain-containing protein 60-like. NCBI's taxonomy places the organism in Eukaryota, Metazoa, Chordata, Actinopteri, Salmoniformes, Salmonidae. Bases 1 to 1818 code for a protein of 605 amino acids. The transcript is spliced from 12 exons. The record is from RefSeq and is a predicted model, not a curated record.
AUGACGACUCAUCGGAAUGCAGCACUAGACCCGCGUCACUUCGUAAUAAUCAAACCGCUUCCGAUUCUUAAACCGUCGGGGGAAAUGCGCCAGGCCCGGAGCAGAACGGUGUGGUCCGCAUGUCAGCCGACCAGGGAGCAGGUGUUCUGGGAUAACUAUCACCGACGACAGUGGCAGCUGAGCCGGCAGGGCUAUAGAGCAGCCCCCUGGAGACCCUAUGAGGAGGUCGGACAACCGCUCUACCUUGAAACCAAGAGACUCAUACUAGAAUCACUGGGACAACCUGUGGAAGAGGCUCCAAAGGCUGAUCCCUUACCAGAAGAGGAUGUGCCUGUUUGCACCACUCCAUCAGAUUCCCGAGGAGCAAACAAGAGCUUGCCAUUUCGUUGCCCCCAGGCAGGGAAGAGAGAGGAUGCAGUAUCUCUUAGGAAGCAUCUGGGACAUACCAGCCGUUUGGUGUCAGCGGUCAGACAGGGCCGGGGUUACUUCCAACUCCUCCAGAAGAAGGAGAAGGAACAGGAGGAGGCGCAGCAGAGGGAGCAGAAGAGGAAAGAAGAGUGGCAGCGUGUCCAGCCCCGACCUCCCUGCUCAGAGUCUGACUCUGACAGUGACCCAGGGAGGAAGAAGGCCCAGUCAGCUCGACCUUUCACCCCCAUCCACUGCUCCCUGACUUCCCCUCAGGCCUCUGAGCCACCACAAGGGCCCAUAUUCCGUCAGCUGUGCUGUCUGAACUGGUUGCUGGAGGCCCUGACUCUGGACAGGACCAGGAGAGCUGGACCAGUCACGUCCUGCUGGGAUCUCAAGGACCCUGGCCAAGGAAAAACCACCCUAAAGACCCUGAAUAAAGAGAGAGCCAUAGAGACCAAAUGGGACCAGUUUGUGUCUCUGCAAAAGCCACGUAGAACAGGCUCCAGGCCCUCCCGCUCCUCCUCUGGUCGUCUGUACCUGUUGAAGGGGUCCUCCCUGAGCGUAGCCUCCUCCUCAGCCCUCACCACCCCUACCCUUCUGGGCAGCCUGUCCUCCCUGGGCCCUGGGAUAGAAGACACUGGAGCAACAUUAACUAGAGCUAUAGUGACUGCCACUGGAGCCAGCCAGGAUAGUGCGGAGCAACCAGGAGCAGGAGGGGACUCCGAGACAGAGCUGCCCAUGUCAGAGUACCUUCAGAAGCUGCUGGAGGAAGUCCACCAGAGUGUCACCAAAGACUUCGGUGAUCCAGAGCAGAUUCAUGGCGACGCCACUUUGACUGUUGGAUACCGUUGUCCUGCCAAGCCACUGUCAGCCACCAGUGAGUUGAUCAGCAGUAAGAGGUCCAUGCUGUGGGAUAUGAGGACAGCCUAUGAGGAGAGAGCAGAGGAGCUGGCCCAGAUCUUCAGUGACAGUCUGGACCACAAUGCCAGGAAGAGGCUCGAGAGUGGCAUCCAGAGGUUCCAAGCCCUGUGUCAUGUGACCCACUCUCACCUCAUCCCUCGUCAUGUGACCCCACGGGUCACCGGCAUGAAACCCCCAGAGACAGACUGUAGCAACAACAACAUGUGGCUGUCCUCUCUACUGACCAAUCUCCCUCCAGAGGUGUCUCAGGACAGAGGGGUGAGCCGAGUUCUGGAGAAACUCAGCCGCUUCGCAGAUGAGCGGACCCCCAAGGUGCGACCCCAUGUCUUCCUGAAGAUGUUGGGGGGUCUACAGCCCUGGGAGCUCUGCCUACCUGACCUCUGUGUUGCCAUUGAGAUAGCCAGGGAGCAUGUUGUCCAGAUGUCCAGAGAGGACUAUGACUCAUGGCUCCUCUCCAGGGUCACUCUUCCACAGCAGCAGGACCACUAA